Racocetra persica is the source of this 743-nucleotide messenger RNA. The record is from the annotation of a GenBank genome assembly. NCBI's taxonomy places the organism in Eukaryota, Fungi, Glomeromycota, Glomeromycetes, Diversisporales, Gigasporaceae.
UGACGUGGGAUUAUUAACGGGUGAUGUGACUAUAAAUCCAAACGCGAGCUGUUUAGUAAUGACAACUGAGAUUUUACUCGCAAUGCUUUAUCGUGGUAAUGAUGUUAUCAUGCGAGAGGUUUCAUGGGUUGUCUUUGAUGAAAUUCAUUAUAUGCGAGAUAAAGUAAGAGGUGUAGUUUGGGAAGAAGUUCUAAUAUUAUUACCUCAUCAAGUACAUUUUGUUUUCUUGUCUGCAACAAUUCCUAAUGCAAUGGAAUUUGCUGAAUGGAUAUGCAAGAUACAUGCUCAGCCAUGUCACGUUGUAUAUACUGACUUUCGUCCCACACCCUUACAACAUUAUAUUUAUCCUUGUGGAGGUGAUGGCAUAUAUAUGGUGGUUGACGAAAACGGUGUAUUCAAAGAAGAUAAUUUUUUACAAGCAACUCAAUCAUUAUUACCAGAUCAAGAUAUCGAAUACAAAUCUUUUAAGGGUAAAAAAACAACUGUAAUUGAUAAAUCAACCAAAGGUCCCUCAGAUAUUAUUAAAAUCAUAAAUAUGAUUAUGCAAAGGAAUUAUCAACCUAUGAUGAAAAAAAGAUUAGUAAAAACUGUGUUUGAUAAUGCGAUUGAUGUGCUUGAUGUGGAAGAUCGGCAAUUGCCACAGAUAAAAUUUUUGUAUCCCUAUUUAUUACGUGGCAUUGCCUUUCAUCACUCCGGGUUAUUGCCUCUUUUAAAAGAAAUAGUCGAGCUGCUAUUUCAAGAAG